AGCCCGGGCAUGGCUGCCAACAUGUACCGGGUCGGAGAUUACGUCUACUUUGAAAAUUCUUCAAGUAACCCUUACUUGAUACGAAGAAUAGAAGAACUCAAUAAGACGGCCAAUGGAAAUGUGGAAGCAAAGGUGGUGUGUUUCUAUAGAAGAAGGGACAUAUCGAGUACGCUUAUUGUAUUGGCUGACAAACAUGCAAGGGAAAUGGAAGAAGAGAUGGAAAACCCAGAAAUGGUUGAUUUACCAGAGAAACAGAAGCAUCAGCUAAGGCAUCGAGAACUGUUUCUCUCACGACAGCUGGAAUCUUUACCUGCCACGCACAUAAGAGGCAAAUGCAGCGUUACUCUGUUAAAUGAGACAGAAUCCCUUAAAUCAUAUCUGGAACGGGAGGAUUUCUUCUUUUAUUCACUAGUGUAUGAUCCACAACAAAAGACUCUCCUGGCUGAUAAAGGAGAGAUUCGCGUUGGAAACAGAUACCAGGCAGAUAUAACAGACUUAUUAAAAGAGGGUGAAGAAGAUGGAAGAGAUCAAUCAAAACUUGAAACAAAAGUUUGGGAAGCAUUUAAUCCGCUAAUAGACAAACAGAUAGACCAGUUCUUGGUGGUAGCACGCUCUGUUGGUACAUUUGCCCGGGCCCUAGACUGCAGUAGUUCUGUCAGACAGCCAAGUUUGCACAUGAGUGCUGCUGCAGCUUCCAGGGACAUCACACUGUUCCACGCUAUGGACACUUUGCACAGAAAUGUCUAUGACAUUUCCAAGGCGAUCUCUGCCCUUGUGCCACAGGGUGGGCCAGUCCUGUGUAGGGAUGAAAUGGAAGAGUGGUCUGCUUCCGAGGCAAAUCUCUUUGAGGAAGCACUGGAAAAAUAUGGAAAAGACUUCACUGACAUUCAACAAGAUUUUCUUCCAUGGAAGUCCUUAACCAGCAUAAUAGAAUAUUACUACAUGUGGAAAACUACAGAUAGAUAUGUUCAGCAGAAACGAUUGAAAGCAGCGGAAGCAGAAAGCAAGCUAAAACAAGUGUAUAUACCCAACUAUAACAAGCCAAACCCCAACCAGAUCAAUGUAAAUAAUGUCAAACCAGGAGUGGUAAAUGGUACAGGAGGACAGGCACAGAACACGGGAGCAGGACGGGCCUGUGAAAGCUGCUAUACCACACAGUCUUACCAGUGGUAUUCUUGGGGUCCCCCUAACAUGCAGUGUCGCCUCUGUGCAUCCUGUUGGACAUACUGGAAGAAAUAUGGUGGCUUGAAAAUGCCGACGCGAUUAGAUGGAGAGAGACCAGGACCAAACCGCAAUAAUAUGAGUCUUCAUGGUGUGCCAGUGCGAAACAGUGGGAGCCCCAAAUUUGCCAUGAAAACACGACAAGCUUUCUAUCUGCAUACAACAAAACUGACAAGGAUUGCCAGACGCUUGUGUCGAGAGAUCUUGCGUCCUUGGCAUGCAGCAAGACAUCCCCACCUGCCCAUCAACAGUGCAGCAAUCAAAGCAGAAUGCACAGCACGCUUACCAGAAGCAUCAGAAAAUCCAUUGUUGUUAAAGCAAGUUGUUCGAAAGCCUUUAGAAGCAGUACUCCGGUAUUUAGAAUCUCAUCCAUGUCCUCCGAAACCAGACCCCGUAAAGAGCUUGUCCAGUUCUCUUAACAAUCUGACUCCUGCCAAGUUUACACCUGUCAUAAACAAUGGAUCCCCAACUAUCUUGGGAAAAAGAAGCUAUGAGCAACACAAUGGGAUGGAUGGCAACGUGAAGAAGCGCCUAUUGAUGCCUAGCAGGGGUCUGCCUAACCACGGACAAACCAGACAAAUGGGACCAAGCCGAAACUUGCUGCUCAAUGGGAAAUCAUACCCAACAAAAGUCCGAUUAAUUCGUGGUGGAUCCAUGCCUCCAGUGAAAAGGAGGAGGAUGAAUUGGAUUGAUGCUCCGGAUGAUGUGUUUUAUAUGGCCACUGAGGAAACCAGGAAAAUUCGCAAGCUGCUUUCAUCUUCUGAAGCGAAGCGAGCCGCCAGACGCCCUUACAAGCCCAUUAUCCUCCAGCCAGUCCAGGCAGUCCAGUUACGACAACCUAUGAACGAUGAACCCAUCAUAAUUGAGGAUUAA
Emys orbicularis (European pond turtle) is the source of this 2094-nucleotide messenger RNA. RefSeq names its product metastasis associated 1 (gene MTA1). The record is from RefSeq and is a predicted model, not a curated record. Bases 10 to 2094 code for a protein of 694 amino acids. NCBI's taxonomy places the organism in Eukaryota, Metazoa, Chordata, Testudines, Emydidae. Gene Ontology annotation, molecular function: sequence-specific DNA binding; transcription corepressor activity; histone deacetylase binding. Gene Ontology annotation, cellular component: NuRD complex; nucleoplasm. The transcript has 20 exons. Gene Ontology annotation, biological process: negative regulation of transcription by RNA polymerase II; double-strand break repair; response to ionizing radiation.